This is a messenger RNA of Brenthis ino (lesser marbled fritillary), 612 nucleotides long. The record is from the annotation of a GenBank genome assembly. Lineage: Eukaryota; Metazoa; Arthropoda; Insecta; Lepidoptera; Nymphalidae.
AUGGCGCUCUGGACACCAUACGCAGAAGAGUCUGCCUUAGACUUAUCAGUGAAGUGCAAAAACGGACAGUUAUACACGGAACUUCCGUACCAAUUUCCUCAACUGCCUCAAAACGUACAAUAUCCUUAUAUAGGAUAUACUCAACCUAUUUACGUGCCGUUAGCUGAAACGUCGCCUGUGUCGUCAUGUUCAGGAUAUGCCCCAAUAAGUCCUGUGAGGACUGGUGUGAUAUCUCCACCGGAUUCACCAGUUUCUAUCAACGAGAGGAAACGUCCGAGCUAUAUGAUGGAUGUAGACACUCUAUCAGAUGACCCCGAUUUCCAAGCUUUUGAGCGUGAUGCAUUAAGAGCCAUGGCAGAGAAGAACGGGGGCACGUUACUCGGAAAUAACCCAAGAAUGCGUCGCGCCGUACAGACCAGUCAAAAUGCCGACGACUCAUAUAGGAAGCAGAGGGAAAGAAACAAUUUUGCAGCAAAACAAAGUCGGGAUCGGCGAAAGUUGAGAGAGAUUCAUCUCGCUUUGAAAGUGACUUAUUUGAAAAAUGAAAUGGCGAAGUUGAAAAGUAUGCUUGCUUCGAACACAUGUAUCAGAUGCCAUCACCCGAGUCUUUGU